CUGUAGAGGUAAACAUGGCUGCUGUAGGAGCUCUGUCGAGAAUAGCCCGGCUGGGCUCCAGAAUAUGUAAAAAUCGUGUAACAUUAAGCGGAAACUCACAGAGAAGAGGAAUAGCCGCAUGCAUCGACCCUUCCCACGGACUCACAGAUGAACAGAAGGAGUUUCAAAAAGUGGCCUUUGACUUUGCAGCCAAUGAAAUGGCCCCACACAUGGCAGAGUGGGACCAAAAGGAAAUCUUUCCAGUGGAGACCAUGCGUAAAGCGGCCCAGCUGGGUUUCGGUGGGAUUUACGUUCAGCCAGAUGUCGGAGGAUCUGGCCUUUCUCGGCUGGACACGUCGAUCAUCUUUGAGGCUUUGUCCACGGGAUGUGUGAGCACCACAGCCUACAUCAGCAUCCACAACAUGUGUGCCUGGAUGAUAGACAGCUAUGGCAAUAAAGAGCAAAGGGAAAAGUUUUGUCCUGAUCUCUGUUCUAUGGAGAAGUUUGCCUCCUAUUGUCUCACUGAACCAGGCAGCGGCAGCGAUGCUGCUUCUCUUCUGACCUCUGCUCAGCGGAAAGGCGACCAUUACGUCUUGAAUGGCUCAAAGGCCUUCAUCAGUGGAGGAGGAGACACAGAUGUCUACGUCGUGAUGUGCAGAACUGGAGGUAAAGGACCUAAAGGUAUCUCAUGUCUGGUGGUGGAGAAGGGAACCCCCGGCCUCAGUUUUGGCAAAAAAGAAAAAAAAGUGGGCUGGAACUCUCAGCCGACCAGGGCCGUGAUAUUUGAGGACUGUGCGGUUCCUGUGGCGAACCGGCUCGGUGAGGAAGGACAGGGCUUCAACUUCGCAAUGAAAGGCCUGAAUGGAGGCAGAAUUAAUAUUGCUUCCUGUUCUCUUGGGGCGGCGCAUGCUUCUGUGCAGCUGGCGAGGGAUCACCUGUUAGUGCGCAAGCAGUUUGGAGAAACACUCUCAAACAACCAGGAACCAAUGAAGUGA
This is a messenger RNA of Pundamilia nyererei, 974 nucleotides long. It is a transcript of the gene acad8, whose product is annotated as acyl-CoA dehydrogenase family, member 8. The transcript has 9 exons. Gene Ontology annotation, cellular component: mitochondrion. Lineage: Eukaryota; Metazoa; Chordata; Actinopteri; Cichliformes; Cichlidae. Bases 15 to 974 code for a protein of 319 amino acids. The record is from RefSeq and is a predicted model, not a curated record. Gene Ontology annotation, molecular function: flavin adenine dinucleotide binding; acyl-CoA dehydrogenase activity.